UGUGCCUGGCAUGAUUUUCUUUUCUUCUUUUUUAAAAGCAGUCCACAGUUUUAUUCAGCAAUACAACGGAAGAGAACCUCCAUCAUGUUCGACAUAGGCAGAUACAGGACCUCCAGGGUACAUUCUUCCUACAGACUUAGCAGGUGGCUUUAGAUUUCGUUAUGUGGCAGGCAUGCUUGUGCACACCAACAGCCCCUCAUCCCCCUUUCCUCCUGAGAGAGCUCAUUCUGUUAGAAGAGGCAGUGCCCCACAGGCAAUGCCCACCUCAUCCUCUGCCCAGCUUUCCUAGGCUUUCUUGUAAACCAGUACCUCCUAAUGAGAUCUAAGAAGAAAUCGUCUGAGGACUUUUGGAAAAGAUUUUACUCAAAUAAAAGAAACAGUUGAAAGGAGAAAGCCUUUUGCUCCCUGCUUCCAGCCUUUGGUUGGGAAUGAAACGUCUGGCACGAAACAAACCAUAUUGUAUAUCUGAGGGAACCAUGAGGACAAAAAGACAACAAGAUGGCUGAGAGCUAGCAAGGAAAACUCAGGACCAUGAUGGCUCAGUUUCCCACAGCUAUGAAUGGAGGGCCAAACAUGUGGGCUAUUACCUCUGAAGAACGGACUAAGCAUGACAAGCAGUUUGAUGGCCUCAAACCUUCAGGAGGCCACAUAACAGGUGAUCAAGCCCGUACUUUUUUCUUACAGUCUGGACUGCCGGCUCCUGUUUUAGCUGAAAUAUGGGCUUUGUCAGACCUGAACAAGGAUGGGAAGAUGGAUCAGCAAGAGUUCUCCAUAGCUAUGAAACUCAUCAAACUGAAGCUGCAAGGCCAACAGUUGCCUGUGGUUCUCCCUCCUAUUAUGAAACAACCCCCUAUGUUCUCUCCAUUAAUUUCUGCUCGUUUCGGAAUGGGGAGCAUGCCCAACCUGUCCAUUCCUCAGUCGUUGCCCGCCGUGGCACCUGGAGCGACACCCUUGUCCUCUGCGACUUCAGGGACCAGCCUUCCUCCCUUAAUGAUGCCUGCUCCCUUGGUGCCUUCUGUGAGCACAUCGUCAUUACCCAACGGAACCGCCAGUCUCAUUCAGCCUUUGUCCAUUCCUUAUUCUUCAUCAACCUUGCCUCAUACAUCAUCUUACAGUCUGAUGAUGGGAGGAUUUGGUGGUGCUAGUAUACAGAAGGCCCAGUCUCUGAUUGACUUAGGAUCUAGUAGCUCAACUUCCUCGACUGCUUCACUCUCAGGGAACUCCCCUAAGACUGGGACCUCGGAGUGGGCAGUUCCACAGCCUUCAAGAUUAAAGUAUCGGCAAAAAUUUAACAGUCUUGACAAAAGCAUGAGUGGUUACCUCUCAGGUUUUCAAGCAAGAAAUGCCCUUCUUCAGUCAAAUCUUUCUCAAACUCAGCUGGCUACUAUCUGGACUCUGGCUGACAUCGAUGGUGACGGACAACUGAAAGCUGAAGAGUUUAUCCUGGCAAUGCAUCUCACUGACAUGGCCAAAGCUGGACAGCCGCUACCACUGACUUUACCUCCGGAGCUCGUCCCUCCGUCUUUCAGAGGAGGAAAGCAAAUUGAUUCCAUUAAUGGAACUUUACCUUCAUACCAGAAAAUCCAAGAAGAGGAACCUCAGAAGAAAUUACCAGUGACUUUUGAGGACAAGCGGAAAGCCAACUACGAGCGAGGGAACAUGGAACUGGAGAAGCGACGCCAAGCCUUGAUGGAGCAGCAGCAGAGGGAGGCAGAACGUAAAGCCCAGAAAGAAAAGGAAGAGUGGGAACGGAAACAGAGAGAAUUACAAGAACAAGAAUGGAAGAAACAACUCGAAUUAGAAAAACGCUUGGAGAAACAGAGGGAAUUGGAGAGACAACGGGAGGAAGAAAGGAGAAAAGAGAUAGAAAGACGAGAGGCAGCAAAACAGGAACUUGAACGACAACGUCGUUUAGAAUGGGAGAGAAUUCGUCGACAGGAGCUUCUCAAUCAAAAGAACAGAGAACAAGAAGAAAUCGUCAGGUUAAACUCUAAAAAGAAGAGUCUUCACCUUGAGUUGGAAGUAUUGAAUGGCAAACAUCAGCAGAUCGCAGGUAGACUUCAAGAUGUCCGCCUCAGAAAACAAACACAAAAGACUGAGCUGGAAGUUCUGGAUAAGCAGUGUGACUUGGAAAUUAUGGAAAUCAAGCAACUUCAACAAGAACUUAAGGAAUAUCAAAAUAAGCUUAUUUAUCUGGUACCUGAGAAGCAAUUAUUAAAUGAGAGAAUUAAAAACAUGCAGUUCAGUAGCACACCUGAUUCAGGGAUUAGUUUACUUCAUAAAAAAUCAUUAGAAAAGGAAGAAUUAUGCCAAAGACUUAAAGAACAAUUAGAUGCUCUUGAAAAAGAAACUGCAUCUAAACUAUCAGAAAUGGAUUCAUUUAAUAAUCAACUAAAGUGUGGGAGUUUGGAUGACUCUGUUCUUCAGUGCCUUUUGUCUCUGCUAAGCUGUCUCAACAACCUCUUCCUCUUACUUAAGGAACUCAGAGAAAGCUACAAUACACAGCAGUUAGCCCUCGAACAACUUCAUAAGAUCAAACAUGACAAAUUGAAGGAAAUUGAAAAAAAAAGAUUAGAACUAAUACAGAAAAAGAAGCUAGAAGAUGAGGCUGCCAGGAAAGCAAAGCAAGGAAAAGAAAAUUUAUGGAAAGAAAGUCUUAGAAAAGAAGAAGAAGAAAAACAAAAGCGACUCCAGGAAGAGAAAACACAAGAAAAAAUUCAAGAAGAGGAACGGAAAGCUGAGGAGAAACAAUGUGAGACAACUAGUGCUUUGGCAAGUUACAGAGCGUUAUACCCCUUCGAAGCGAGGAACCAUGAUGAAAUGAGUUUUAAUUCUGGGGAUAUAAUUCAGGUUGAUGAAAAAACCAUAGGAGAACCUGGUUGGCUUUAUGGUAGUUUUCAAGGACAUUUUGGCUGGUUUCCAUGCAAUUAUGUAGAAAAGAUGCCAUCAAAUGCAAAAGCUUUGUCUCCUAAGAAGGCCUUACUUCCCCCUACAGUAUCUGUGUCCGCUACCUCAACUUCUUCUGAACCACUUUCUUCAACUCAACCAGCAUCAGUGACUGAGUAUCAAAAUGUAUCUCUUUCUAACCUAACUGUUAAUACAUCAUGGCAGAAAAAAUCAGCUUUUACUCGCACUGUGUCACCUGGAUCUGUGUCGCCUAUUCAUGGACAGGGACAGGUCGUAGAGAACCUGAAAGCCCAGGCCCUUUGUUCCUGGACUGCAAAGAAAGAUAACCACUUGAACUUCUCAAAGCAUGAUAUUAUUACUGUCUUGGAGCAGCAAGAAAAUUGGUGGUUUGGGGAGGUACAUGGAGGAAGAGGAUGGUUUCCCAAAUCCUACGUGAAGAUCCUCCCUGGAAGUGAAGUAAAGCGGGAAGAGCCAGAAGCUUUGUAUGCAGCUGUAAACAAGAAACCUACCUCCACAGCUUAUCCAGUUGGAGAAGAAUAUAUUGCACUUUAUCCAUAUUCAAGUGUAGAACCUGGAGAUUUAACUUUCACUGAAGGUGAAGAAAUAUUGGUGACUCAAAAGGAUGGAGAGUGGUGGACCGGAAGUAUUGGAGAUAGAACCGGAAUUUUUCCAUCAAACUAUGUCAAACCAAAAGAUCAAGAGAGUUUUGGGAGUGCUAGCAAAUCUGGAACAUCAAACAAAAAACCCGAGAUUGCCCAAGUAACUUCUGCGUAUGUUGCCUCUGGUUCUGAACAACUUAGCCUUGCACCAGGGCAGUUAAUAUUAAUUCUAAAGAAAAAUACAAGUGGGUGGUGGCAAGGGGAGUUACAGGCCAGAGGAAAAAAGCGACAGAAGGGAUGGUUUCCUGCCAGCCACGUUAAGCUUUUGGGUCCAAGUAGUGAAAGAACCACACCUGCCUUUCAUCCUGUAUGUCAGGUGAUCGCUAUGUAUGACUAUGUAGCAAAUAAUGCAGAUGAGCUCAACUUCUCCAAGGGACAACUAAUUAAUGUUAUGGACAAAGAUGACCCUGACUGGUGGCAAGGAGAAAUCAGCGGGGUGACUGGUCUCUUCCCUUCAAACUAUGUUAAGAUGACAACAGACGCAGAUCCGAGUCAACAGUGGUGUGCUGAUCUGCAAACCCUGGACACAAUGCAGCCAAUUGAGAGGAAAAGACAGGGCUACAUUCACGAGCUGAUUCAGACGGAAGAGUUUUUCAGAAACGGAUGGCAGAGUCAGGCUUCCUCACGGAAGGAGAAAUGGCCUUGAUCUUUGUGAACUGGAAAGAGCUCAUCAUGUCUAACACGAAGCUGCUGAAGGCCUUGCGAGUCCGGAAGAAGACCGGGGGUGAGAAGAUGCCCGUGCAGAUGAUUGGGGACAUCCUGGCGGCUGAGCUGUCCCAUAUGCAGGCCUACAUCCGGUUCUGCAGCUGUCAGCUUAAUGGAGCUGCUCUGUUACAGCAGAAGACAGAUGAAGACACGGACUUCAAAGAUUUCUUAAAGAAGCUGGCGUCUGACCCGCGUUGUAAAGGAAUGCCCCUUUCCAGCUGCCUGCGGAAGCCCAUGCAGAGGAUCACCCGCUACCCUCUGCUCAUCAGAAGUAUCCUGGAGAAUACCCCAGAGAGUCACGUGGACCAUUCCUCCCUAAAACUGGCCCUCGAGCAGGCAGAGGAGCUCUGCUCUCAGGUUAACGAGGGGGUUCGGGAGAAGGAGAACUCAGACCGACUGGAGUGGAUCCAGGCUCAUGUUCAGUGCGAAGGUCUCGCAGAGCAACUUAUUUUCAACUCCCUCACCAACUGCCUGGGGCCCCGGAAGCUUUUGCAUAGUGGGAAAUUAUACAAGACCAAGAGCAGUAAGGAGCUACACGGAUUCCUCUUCAAUGACUUCCUGCUUCUCACCUACAUGGUCAAGCAGUUUGCCGUUUCCUCCGGCUCUGAGAAACUUUUCAGCUCUAAGUCCAACGCCCAAUUCAAAAUGUACAAGACGCCCAUUUUCCUGAACGAGGUCUUGGUGAAGCUGCCCACAGACCCUUCCAGCGAUGAGCCCGUCUUCCACAUUUCCCACAUCGACCGGGUCUACACGCUCCGCACAGACAACAUUAACGAGAGGUCAGUCCCGGCCAGCUGUGGCUUGCCUGAAGCCUCGCAGGAAGCUGGACGCCCCCUCUCCUACACACCCUUCUCCACGGCCAAGUCCUACCAGCCCUGCGUCCUCACCAGUCUUAACAUGCACCCCGCCAGGCUUUGGCCACCUCUGAUCAGUGCCUCGCUUCUGUCUCCUCGUGGUGCUCCCACCUUCCGAAAUGGCAAAUCCGAGCCUCGGUCCCUGCUAGAGUCCUGUCAGGGACUGCCUCCAGUGACAGUCCCCGUCCUGGGCUGGUUUCCAAGACCCCGCUAUGCAGCCAGCCUCUCCCCAUCCCUCUUUCCCAUGAGCUUGCCCUCCAGCCCAACGCUGCCCUCCCAUGUACCUCUGUGUGCACAGCCACUUGCAUGGGGGCCUACGUGCCCAGCUGUCAUCCCAGUGCUCAUGUGCAUCUUCUUUCUGGAUCCCUGGCACCUUCCAGGUGCCUGGUAUUCUAUAAGCAAUCAAGAAUUGUCUAGAAAUUCUCAGCUUGAUCCUCAGUGAGUAACUGAGUCUUUU
This is a messenger RNA of Tupaia belangeri chinensis (Chinese tree shrew), 5582 nucleotides long. It is a transcript of the gene ITSN2, whose product is annotated as intersectin 2. NCBI's taxonomy places the organism in Eukaryota, Metazoa, Chordata, Mammalia, Scandentia, Tupaiidae. The record is from RefSeq and is a predicted model, not a curated record. Gene Ontology annotation, biological process: positive regulation of Rho protein signal transduction. Gene Ontology annotation, molecular function: guanyl-nucleotide exchange factor activity; protein binding; calcium ion binding.